Amyelois transitella is the source of this 5334-nucleotide messenger RNA. RefSeq lists its product as uncharacterized. Gene Ontology annotation, molecular function: ATP-dependent peptidase activity; ATP binding; metalloendopeptidase activity. The record is from RefSeq and is a predicted model, not a curated record. NCBI's taxonomy places the organism in Eukaryota, Metazoa, Arthropoda, Insecta, Lepidoptera, Pyralidae. Gene Ontology annotation, biological process: protein quality control for misfolded or incompletely synthesized proteins; mitochondrion organization. The transcript is spliced from 27 exons. Gene Ontology annotation, cellular component: mitochondrial inner membrane.
UAGACUUUUAGAAUGCGCCAUUUUUUUGCUACGAAAAUUAAGUUUGAUUGACGUAAGAGCCUGACAAAAUUUUCGAGUGCACUUCAAGAAAACGAAAACACACAUUUUACCACCUACAUGUAACAUGUUCUCAUUGAAUUCUAUAAAUACACAAAAUCAGAUUCUAAUUAGUUUUAGUCAGUUAUCGUCUCGAUAUUCCAGUGUUUUCAAGCGGCAAAAGCAAAGUAGUGGCCGACACAAAGAUGUGAAGCAAAAGGAGAGCAGUUCAUAUUUGCGUGAUGCAACAAUUUGCAAAGAAAGUUUGGAGGAGACGUUGAGGAAUUUGGAUAAGAAUGUCCUAGAAGAGAUGCGUAGAGUGGACUUGCGGAGCGUAGCUCUGCUGACGGCGCCGCGGCAGUCCACCUCGGCCUUCGCGGCGCUCUCGGGGACGUCUUCCCGGAAAAUCUCAUACAUUUCUGAGGAUUCAUUUGAGAAAAACAAAAAUGGGUGGUCAGAGCGAUUCACUCCGACUGUGUCAGUCGAAUUUGGUGGAAGCAAGACCAGACUAACACUAACAGGCUCUGUCCUGGGCGUGCUCUCGCGGUCGGUGGCGCACUGGCGGCCGGAGGUCCAGCUGCGCGGGUUCAAAACCCAGCGCGGGGUGACCGCCGACCAGAGGCGGAACCCCAACCUGGUCAACAGACUGCGCUUGAACACAACGGAGAGCACAGAGAAGCAAGCGGUGUCCGGACCAGACGUGGCCCCGAGGCUGGAGAAGCUGCUGAACGAGGAGCACCACCUCAGCAGCCAGCAGAAGGACAAGAUCAAGAUCGCCUUCGCUGAGGGAUACUUGGCUGGUUCGCAUCCCGAGAACGCGCGCGGCACCAAGGCGUCCAAGUACCUGAAGCUGGUGCAGCAGCUGUUGACCAUCGUGCUGUUCCUGGCCAUCUUCGUCAGUCUGAUGGCGUCGGUCAGCGGCACCGUGUUCCGGAUCCAACUAGGCAACCAGGUGGAAGUCGACCCCGAGGACAUCUCCGUCACGUUCGACGACGUGAAGGGCGCGGACGAGGCCAAGCAGGAGCUGCAGGAUGUGGUGGAGUUCCUGAAGUCGCCCGAGAAGUUCUCGUCGCUGGGCGGCAAGCUGCCCAAGGGCGUGCUGCUGGUGGGCCCGCCCGGCACCGGCAAGACGCUGCUGGCGCGCGCCGUGGCGGGCGAGGCGCGCGUGCCCUUCUACCACGCGGCCGGGCCCGAGUUCGACGAGAUCCUGGUGGGCCAGGGCGCGCGCCGCGUGCGCGACCUCUUCAAGGCGGCAAAAGAACGCGCUCCGUGUGUGAUCUUCAUUGACGAGAUUGAUUCUGUCGGCGCCAAGCGGACCAACAGUGUGUUGCACCCGUACGCCAACCAGACGAUAAACCAGCUGCUGUCGGAGAUGGACGGGUUCCACCAGAACGCGGGCGUCAUCGUGCUCGGCGCCACCAACCGCCGCGACGACCUCGACGCCGCGCUGCUGCGCCCCGGCCGCUUCGACGUCGAGGUGCACGUGCCCACUCCGGACUUCGGCGGGCGGCGCGACAUCCUGCAGAUGUACCUGUCGCGGGUGGCCGCGCACCCCAGCGUGGACGCCGACGUGCUGGCGCGCGCCACCACCGGCUUCACCGGCGCCGACCUCGAGAACAUGGUCAACCAGGCGGCGCUCAAGUAAGGCGUACCAGAGUAUCUGUGGCGAGUGGACGCCGACGUGCUGGCGCGCGCCACCACCGGCUUCACCGGCGCCGACCUCGAGAACAUGGUCAACCAGGCGGCGCUCAAGUAAGGCGUACCAGAGUAUCUGUGGCGAGUGGACGCCGACGUGCUGGCGCGCGCCACCACCGGCUUCACCGGCGCCGACCUCGAGAACAUGGUCAACCAGGCGGCGCUCAAGUAAGGCGUACCAGAGUAUCUGUGGCGAGUGGACGCCGACGUGCUGGCGCGCGCCACCACCGGCUUCACCGGCGCCGACCUCGAGAACAUGGUCAACCAGGCGGCGCUCAAGUAAGGCGUACUGCGUACCGGGUACUGGGUACUGUAUACCAGGUACCAGAGUAUCUGUGGCGAGUGGACGCCGACGUGCUGGCGCGCGCCACCACCGGCUUCACCGGCGCCGACCUCGAGAACAUGGUCAACCAGGCGGCGCUCAAGUAAGGCGUACUGCGUACCGGGUACUGGGUACUGUAUACCAGGUACCAGAGUAUCUGUGGCGAGUGGACGCCGACGUGCUGGCGCGCGCCACCACCGGCUUCACCGGCGCCGACCUCGAGAACAUGGUCAACCAGGCGGCGCUCAAGUAAGGCGUACCAGAGUAUCUGUGGCGAGUGGACGCCGACGUGCUGGCGCGCGCCACCACCGGCUUCACCGGCGCCGACCUCGAGAACAUGGUCAACCAGGCGGCGCUCAAGUAAGGCGUACUGCUAUCUGUGGCGAGUGGACGCCGACGUGCUGGCGCGCGCCACCACCGGCUUCACCGGCGCCGACCUCGAGAACAUGGUCAACCAGGCGGCGCUCAAGUAAGGCGUACUGCGUACCGGGUACUGGGUACUGUAUACCAGGUACCAGAGUAUCUGUGGCGAGUGGACGCCGACGUGCUGGCGCGCGCCACCACCGGCUUCACCGGCGCCGACCUCGAGAACAUGGUCAACCAGGCGGCGCUCAAGUAAGGCGUACCAGAGUAUCUGUGGCGAGUGGACGCCGACGUGCUGGCGCGCGCCACCACCGGCUUCACCGGCGCCGACCUCGAGAACAUGGUCAACCAGGCGGCGCUCAAGUAAGGCGUACUGCGUACCGGGUACUGGGUACUGUAUACCAGGUACCAGAGUAUCUGUGGCGAGUGGACGCCGACGUGCUGGCGCGCGCCACCACCGGCUUCACCGGCGCCGACCUCGAGAACAUGGUCAACCAGGCGGCGCUCAAGUAAGGCGUACCAGAGUAUCUGUGGCGAGUGGACGCCGACGUGCUGGCGCGCGCCACCACCGGCUUCACCGGCGCCGACCUCGAGAACAUGGUCAACCAGGCGGCGCUCAAGUAAGGCGUACCAGAGUAUCUGUGGCGAGUGGACGCCGACGUGCUGGCGCGCGCCACCACCGGCUUCACCGGCGCCGACCUCGAGAACAUGGUCAACCAGGCGGCGCUCAAGUAAGGCGUACCAGAGUAUCUGUGGCGAGUGGACGCCGACGUGCUGGCGCGCGCCACCACCGGCUUCACCGGCGCCGACCUCGAGAACAUGGUCAACCAGGCGGCGCUCAAGUAAGGCGUACCAGAGUAUCUGUGGCGAGUGGACGCCGACGUGCUGGCGCGCGCCACCACCGGCUUCACCGGCGCCGACCUCGAGAACAUGGUCAACCAGGCGGCGCUCAAGGCCGCCAUCGAGGGCGCCAGCGCGGUGGGCAUGCGGCACCUGGAGCACGCGCGCGACAAGGUGCUGAUGGGCCCCGAGCGGCGCGCGCGCCUGCCCGACGAGGAGGCCAACGCCAUCACCGCCUACCACGAGGGCGGCCACGCCAUCGUCGCCUACUACACCAAGGACUCCCACCCGCUUCACAAAGUGACCAUAAUCCCGCGGGGGGCCUCUCUGGGACACACGGCGUACAUACCGGCUAAGGAAAGAUACCACGUGACGAAGCAGCAGCUGCUGGCCAUGAUGGACACCAUGAUGGGCGGCCGCGCUGCCGAGGAGCUCAUCUUCGGGAACGACAAGAUUACCUCUGGCGCGUCGUCGGACCUGCAGCAGGCGACGUCGAUCGCCAGCCACAUGGUGCGCGAGUGGGGCAUGAGCGAGCGCGUGGGGCUGCGCGCGCUCGAGCCCGCCGCGCCCGCGCCCGCGCUCGGGCCCGCCACCAGCGAGCUGGUGGACACGGAAAUUAAGAAGAUACUGAACGAGUCGUACGAGCGAGCCAAGACGAUCCUGAAGACGCACGCCAAGGAACACAAGGCGCUGGCCGAAGCCCUGCUCAAAUACGAGACGCUGGACGCCGAAGACAUCAAGGCGAUCGUGAACGGCGAGAAGCUGAAGGCGGAGCGCAGCAAGGGCAAGGAGCCCGCGCCCGCGCCCGCGCCCGCCGCCGCGCCGCACGCCGGCCUGCUGCCCGCCACCGCCUAACGCCCGCCGCCACAGUGUACUGAGAAUUUUGCAGGCCGCGACACAGCAAUAAAAAUAAGCAAAACUAACGGAGUUUUCAUUGUAGCUAGACCUGUGGGCUCUGUACCGAUAAAUUGUGAGGAAAUUAUCAUGAAUUUUUUUGAAGCUGAAUGAUUAAAUACCUAAAAAAAUAAGAAAAAAGUUCUGUUUUUCACUAGUCCUCUUGAGUGUUCUGUUUUUUAUUGUAAAAGUAGUUUUGGCGCCAAGCAAAAAGCCUUCUAAAUCCUUCUCCUUAGUGUAAUAAACGGUUUCCUGAAAACCACAUCAAAAUCAUUAAAACAGCGCCUGUUUUUCUUUAUGACAUAACACCCUCUAUUUUUUUCUACCUUGAUUUAUACGUGCAAAAUGGAGUGCAUAUAAAAGAAUGGAUUAGUUAAAAUUUAGCAAAUAUAACCCAAUAGUCGGUACAGAGCACGCGUUUGUAGAUUAUUGUUUUAAAUAAAGGUCGUUGACACUGCGACAUAAAGUUACGUUUACAUAGAAAUACUUGUCACAGUUUAAAUAACAUUGAAAAAAAUGUGAAUAGUAUCGUGCUUCUGCUGUGAAGGUGUAGUACAGGGAGUGAUCUGCUAGCAUCGUGAAUUAGUUCAAUACAUGGUGUAUUGAACUAAUUCACGAUGUGCAAAUUAUAUACCAAAAUACAAGAAAGGUCUUGAAUGCCAAUACUGAAUUUGUCACGUAAAAAUUACUCCGAUUUUUAAGAAAACAUAAAUUCAUUAUGUUUCCCUUUUUUAUGAGGUGCACGUUUUGUGGAAGAUUAUUAUUCAGUGCAAAUAGACGUUUAAGAUUUAGAGGGUUUUAAAACGGUCUGCUCACCUUGCCUCGCUAUUCAUUUAAUGGCUUUAAUUUGUUAUUGCGAUCAAAUUGCAUCAAAAAUCUCACUUUGCAACACCACUAACUUAUUUAGAAACAAUUUGUCAGUCUUUCAAGAUUGCUGGCUCCGUUUACAACGCAAGGGAUAUAGACGUGAUUAUAUGAAUGAAUGAACAAUUUGGUAAGCAACCAAAUUGCAAAGUGAGUAGAACGGUUUAGACGUGUAAACUACCGACUUUUUUGUUCUCGUUUUAUCUGAAGUUAAACUCGGGUUAUUAAAAAUUUCAUUUGUAACUCGCUUUUCGUAAGACUUGGGGUUAUUGUGACGUAAAUAUUAUGUAAAUAUGAAGUUGAAUAAAUAUAGCUAGUUA